This is a messenger RNA of Protopterus annectens (West African lungfish), 1152 nucleotides long. Its product is annotated as zinc finger protein 83-like. The record is from RefSeq and is a predicted model, not a curated record. Gene Ontology annotation, molecular function: RNA polymerase II cis-regulatory region sequence-specific DNA binding; DNA-binding transcription factor activity. Lineage: Eukaryota; Metazoa; Chordata; Ceratodontiformes; Protopteridae. Bases 1 to 1092 code for a protein of 363 amino acids. The transcript is spliced from 2 exons. Gene Ontology annotation, biological process: regulation of transcription by RNA polymerase II.
AUGCCGGAAGUCAGAUGUGAGGAUACUGGUUAUUGGGGAGGGGAGAGUAAACAGGGGGCAGAAAGGUUAGAAGAUGACCAUAUGUCAGUAUUACAGAAUUGUAAAGCAGCAGGUAUGAAGAGUACAGACUGCAAUGAACAGCCAGCACUUGUAAGAUCACAGUUACAUGACCCUACAGUUAACCUCCAGCAGAGGUAUCAGCCUGCAAAUCAGCCUGCAAAGGACAAUGACAAGGUUUAUCUCACUGAUAUACCACAGUUUCCAUCAGAGUACCAGUGCCGCCAAACCCCUGAAUGUGACAAUGGAACACCUGCGACAUGUCACCUGACAGAGCAUCUACAGCCACGUGUUCAGCCGGUGAAGGUAUAUGAUGAGCUGUCUGUCACUCCUACUACAACACUUCACUCAGGACAUGGCUGCAGCAGGAACUCUGAACGUGACACAACUGAGAGAUUUCAUGCAAAGAAAGAAAAGCACAAGUGUGCUGAAUGCAAUAAGUCUUUCACACGUGCCAGUGGCCUGAAACAGCAUCAAUCCAUUCACACAGGAUUGAAACCAUAUAAAUGUACAGAAUGCAAUAAGUCUUUCACAUGUGCCAGUGGCCUGAAACAGCAUCAAGCCAUUCAUACAGGAUUGAAACCAUAUAAAUGUACAGAAUGCAAUAAGUCUUUCACAUGUGUCAGUGGCCUGAAAAAACAUCAAGCCAUUCACACAGGAUUUAAACCAUAUAAAUGUACUGAAUGCAAUAAGUCUUUCACACACCUAAGUAAUCUUCGACAGCAUCUUGUCAUUCACACAGGAUUGAAACCAUAUAAAUGUACUGAAUGCAGUAAGAGUUUCAGACAGCUAGGCACGCUUCGACAGCAUUAUACCAUUCACACAGGCAUGAAACCACAUAAAUGUACUGAAUGCAGUAAGUCUUUCAGACAGCUAGGCAAUCUUCGACAGCAUUAUGCCAUUCACACAGGAGUGAAGAGCUAUAAAUGUAAUGAAUGCUCUAAGUGCUUCAAAUAUCUCAGCAAUCUUCAGGCGCAUCGUGCCACUCACACAGGCAGGCAUUGGGGUCCUAAUGGAGAGAUGAAAAGUCAGUAAGCAAAGCAGAGUAGUAGUGCUGAAAUCAAAUUCAUCUUCAAGUCUUGCUGAGUUCCUUUG